AUGGCGGUUAGUAUCAGAAUUCAUGAUGCGUUGAUGAAAUUUGGAGGUAUUUCCAUUACCACCCGUUUCCUUGUUCUUCCCAACACCCGUUUCUCGUAUUUCCAGUUACCUCUUCGGAAAUCACUUUUUACUUCAACCCCGCACCGUCAAUCUCCAAUUUAUCGUGAGUUUGGACACCUUACCAGUUUGGAUGAUGCUUACGGCUGCUUUGAUCAGUUGAUAGCUAAACCCCCUUAUUCAUAUUCACAGUUUUAUGACUUGUUGGAAGUUGUUACGGCGUGGAAAUACUACUCUGCCUCCCUCCAUAUGUUCAAUGAAAUGUGUGCUGUUGAUGUUCCUGAUUUCGAACUCACCAUAGAAACCAUCAUCCAGUGCUAUUCUCGAUUGUAUGACACUGAAAAAAUCUUCAUGCUUUUAGGUUUUUGCAUCAAGCGAGAUCAUAUUCAACUUUCUCUUGUUGGUUAUGGUAAAAUAUUAGAUGGAUUCUUUGAGGGAGAAAGUACUCAUGGUGCAGAAAAGUUAUUCAAAAAGUUCAUCAAAAACAAACUACUUUUUGAAGAUCGUGCAUAUUUAAAUUACGACACGAUGAUUCAGGGUCUUUGCAAGAUUGGAAAUCACUUCAAAGCCAUUGCUUUGCUUAGGCUAAUGGAUGGAAGAGGUGGGACAUAUCCUUCGUCUGCGUAUGAAAUCAUCAUUGAUAGUCUGUGCAAAGACAUGAUGAUAGAUGAUGCUUUCAGACUCUUUGAAGAAAUGAAAUUUCGCAGAGGGAUCCGUCCUAUUUACCCCGUAUACGACUCAUUGCUUUAUGCCCUUUCCAUGUCAGGUCGUUGGAACGAGGUCUGUCGGAUUCUAAAAAUAUUGCACGAUGAAAAGAUCACUAUAAAUUGGACAACCUUUAGUGUGUUAAUUAAAGCACUCUGCAAGCAGGGUAAGAUGAAAGAAGCAGAGAUUGUUAACUUCAUGAUGCUUCAUAUUCUUUGGUUCAGUUUUCCUGACUUAGAGACAUACACUUCACUUAUUGAAGGUUAUUGUUUGAAUGGAGAACUGAAAAGAGCAAUGUCGACUCUAGAAUUCAUGCAGAUGCAGAGUCCUGUUGCAAGACUCAAACCUACUAUUCACAUUUAUAACGUUUUAUUGGAUAGGCUUACCAGUUUAGAUGACAUGACCUUCUGGUCUUAUAAGCGUGACCUUGAUUCUAUGUAUCGUCGGGCAGGUUUGGAAAUCGAAGAAAACAGUGUCACUCGUUACAUCUGGUAUAGGGAACGAAUGGGAAAACCUUCUGAUGAGAUGAAAGUGCUGAUGCAGAAUCAUAAAUAUUCCGUUUACAUGUUAUGUUUGACGGAUCAUUGCGAUAAGUAUGAAGUGGAUGCUGCAUUGGAUCUGUUCUACUUUAUGAAUGGCAAAGAACUAAAUUCAAACAUUGACGUGUACAAUAUUCUCAUUGAUUGUACAAAUAUAUGUGGGAGGUUUGAUACUUCAAGGAGUCUUUUCCGUGACCUCUUUUUUGAAGGUUUGGAACCUAAUUUAGAUACAUAUGUGUUGAUGAUUAGAGGAUUUUGUGAGCGAGGUCUACUCAAAGAUGCAAAAAAAUUGUUUCUUCAAUUGGAAAAUAGUGGUUUGCAGCCAAGGAGUAGCAUGGAUGAUAAUGAUACUAUCCAAGGAUAUACGGAAACCAAGCCUACUGAUGAGCUAACCACAAUAGUUAGUGAAAUGAAAAGAGGGUACGCUAAGAGAGUUAGGGAGUGCUUCAAAUUUGUUGCCGAGUAUUCCUCAAUUCUAUCUGAUAGCUGUGGAUCAAGAGAUAUAUAG
Erigeron canadensis is the source of this 1809-nucleotide messenger RNA. Its product is annotated as pentatricopeptide repeat-containing protein At1g63330-like. The record is from RefSeq and is a predicted model, not a curated record. Bases 1 to 1809 code for a protein of 602 amino acids. Lineage: Eukaryota; Viridiplantae; Streptophyta; Magnoliopsida; Asterales; Asteraceae. The transcript has a single exon. Gene Ontology annotation, molecular function: protein binding.